Magallana angulata is the source of this 7638-nucleotide messenger RNA. Its product is annotated as large neutral amino acids transporter small subunit 1-like. Lineage: Eukaryota; Metazoa; Mollusca; Bivalvia; Ostreida; Ostreidae. The coding region runs from base 188 to 1645 and encodes 485 amino acids. Gene Ontology annotation, molecular function: neutral L-amino acid transmembrane transporter activity; L-amino acid transmembrane transporter activity. The transcript has 11 exons. The record is from RefSeq and is a predicted model, not a curated record. Gene Ontology annotation, cellular component: membrane. Gene Ontology annotation, biological process: neutral amino acid transport; amino acid transmembrane transport.
AUGUAUGGUAACGUUCAUUACAUAUCAUAUAUGUUUUUCAGUCUUCAUUUUAAUUGAAACCAAUUGGCUGUGAAAUUAAAAACACCUUGAAAGGUAUUAACACAGGAAAUCGUGAAAUUUUAGACACACGGAAUUAAAGACUUUUACAGUAUAUGAAGUUGACAGUACUCUCGUGAACAAAGCCACAAUGGAAUCUAAAAGAUCUGAAGAUUCUGAUGAUAUCAAGAUUGAAAAAGUCAUCAUUAAACGACAGAUAACUCUGCUUCAUGGAGUGGCCAUAAUUGUAGGAAUUAUAAUUGGCUCUGGAAUAUUUGUUUCUCCAGUUGGAAUAUUAAAAGAAGUGAAAUCGGUGGGCUUUUCAUUAGUGAUGUGGGUAUUAUGUGGCAUUUACAAUACUUUGUGUGCCAUAUGUUAUGCAGAACUGGGAACUACAAUACCUGAGUCUGGUGGAGAAUAUAUCUAUAUCAAAAGGGCAUUUGGUGAUAUCCCAGCUUUCAUCUGUCUGUGGAUAAACUUUCUCCUGAUCUGCCCUGUUGGAAUUGCAGCCUCUGCACUGAUAUUUUCCCUGUACAUACUAAAACCUGUUUUCCCAGAUUGUGACAUUCCAGAGGAAGGACUUGCGUUAAUAGCUGCGUGUAUUUUUUGUCUGCUGAUAGCUGUAAAUUGUCAUGAUGUGAAAUGGGCAGCAAAGGUUCAAGUGGUCAUAACUGCAAGCAAACUGAUUGCCCUUGCAAUCAUCAUCAUUAUUGGAAUGUACUACAUCAUUGGGAAAGGUGAAACAGAAAACUUCCAGAAUGCAUUUGAAGGCAGUGAUUAUCGCGCUGGUGCAAUUGCAAUAUCUUUUUAUUCAGGAUUUUGGGCAUACAGUGGAUGGAGUUACCUCAACUUCUUGGUUGGAGAACUGGUUGAACCUAACAAAAAUUUGCCAAGAGCUAUUAUGAUAUCCAUGACACUGGUGAUUGUCACAUAUCUCAUUGCCAACGUAGCAUAUUUGGGAGUUUUAAGUCCUGGGGAGAUGCUUCAGUCCCCAGCUGUAGCUGUGACUUUUGGGGAAAGGACAAUGGGUAUAAUGGCAUGGUUAAUGCCUGUGCUAAUAGCAUUGUCUGUCACAGGCACAAUGAAUGGUACUGCUCUGAGUAUGUCCAGAUUAUUUUUUGUCGGAGCCCAAAACAAACAAUUCCCUACAUUUAUGUCAAUGAUCGAUAUGAAAAGGAUGACACCAUCACCAUCUCUGCUAGUUAUUUUAUUACUGACCAUGUUGUAUGUGUCUUCCAAAGACAUAUUUUUCCUUAUUGAAAUGGAGGGAUUUGGAUUUGCAUCAGUUCUUACUAUGGUGUUUGCAGGCCAGGUGUAUCUCAGGUACAAGGAGCCUUCUAUUCCAAGACCUAUCAGGGUACACAUUGCUCUUCCUAUCUCGCUGUUUUUGAUCAGUUUAGGAAUUGUAAUCUUGACAUUCUAUCAAAAACCAAAGGAGAGCUUUAUGGCACUUGGCUUGGUUGCUAUCGGACUUUUCCUGUAUUUUAUUGGAACUUGGAAACAAAAACCAAAAGAAAUAACAGAUAAGAUAAACUCCUUCAACAUUUUAAUACAGAAGCUUCUGAUUGUAAUACCCCCAGAUAAUGCUGAUGAGGUGGAUUGGGAAUAAUAUCAUAACCAGAAAGAAAUAUACAUCAAUUCUACAAAAUGAAAUUAGAAUAACUAUUUUGUUGGUGGAAAGAUUUCUCAGUAAAUAAAACAUUCUUUAUUUCUUUUGUGUGUGUGCGUGUGUGUGUGUUGUGUUCUAUGUUUUAUUUUAAGGAUUUGUUUUUAUAAGAAUUGUCACUGCUUUAGUUGCUAAUUUUCAUUAUCUUACUUGUUUAUAUUACAUGUAUUUGUAAUUGUUUCAUUUAACAAUUGGAUUUUAAGACUUUAAGCACAGAAAUUAAAAAUGUUGCUGUUAUAGGGAACUACCACCCCCACUCCCUUUUGCCAAAAAAAAAAAAAAUCCUCAACCACCUGUUGUCCGGCAUCUGUGUUCUUUUCACAUUUUUGAAUUCAUAUCUAGGGGAACCCCUCAAGGGGAAAGAUAAUUCCCAGGAGUGAACCAAUGAAUAAGGUAUGCAUAAUGAAUUUCAUGCAUAUUAUUCCUUAUCUAUUUUAGAUUCUAAAUAUUGUUAAAAUGAUUGUCACUAGUAGUAAAUCAAAUACCCUUAGAGAAAAGAACUGGCUUUUUUCCAUUGAACUUUCAUUGAUUUUCCAGUUUUCAUUGAAAUACCAUUGAUUGUGCAUUUAUUUUUCUUGUGUCUUCAUCUGACCAGUUUUAUACCUACCAGUUAAAAAGCAGUUUUCAGAAUACUGCAUUUUCAAUCGCCUGCAACUCUCAAAGCUCAGUGAAACACCAGUUUUCCAAUUCACUUAAACUUCAAUAUUACUGCACCCUAUUUUGAGGCAAAGUUACAAUAUAAAUGUGCAAGAUUCAAACAUUUUCCCAACAAAUGGUUGUAGCUAGCUGUUAUGUGAUUAAAAGGCAUUGUCCUGUUCUUGUAUGCAUAAUUUACAUAAAAAACAACAUGCAUAAUCUUAUAUUUAAAGUUUUUAUAUCUCUUGGCAACAGUGUUAGUCAGUUUCGGGUAGAACAAAUGUACAAGAUGGCUGCACAUCCCCCUUAACUGAAAAAAACCCAUUCAAUUUGAGAAAAUACAACUUGGAACAUAAAAAUGAAUGCUGAUGAUUCUCCCAAUAUAGAUAACCUUUAGAGAACUUAGAAUAUGAUUUUUCUAUUAUGAGAUUUCAUAUUUUGUAUUAUGCAUAGUUAAAUCUAGAAAUAUGAGAAAAAUUUUACAAGUUUUACAAUAUCUAAAAAGAGCUGUUGUUUAGAUGUGAAAACAUAAUCAUGCUCCUUUGAACGCUGGUAUUUCAUUCAACAGAAUGCGUUUCAUUAAACGCAAGGUUUGUCGAAAAAAUGACAGCCGAUUCACUUUAGAGAAUAUUCAAUGGCCCUCCAAGAGAGGCUGAUGUUUUCUGACCAAUAUCUUGAGAUCAACUGUUUUGCUUGUCUUCAAACUACAUGCCUAUGCAUGACUAUCGAAGCAAUUACAUGCGUAUUCAAAAUAUUUUCAUUACCGGUACUGUACAAAAUAUACUCUAUCAACUGAAAGUGAAUGCAUUUAUAUUGUCAAUUUUCAAGAGGAUUAACUAACUACUCUAUAAUCUAAAGCUCAUUCGAAAAUUUUCAAAUAUGAUUCUGCUGUCUUUGCAGUUUUAUUUGUCAUGUCCGAUUUGUGUAUAUUUUGGAUAAUUAUUCCAAAUACGGUACAUCUUUGAAAGAUAUGAUGUGGCACCAAUGUGUGAUCAUUUUUCUAGUAAUACAUGUAAAAACGUAUUUUAUUAAUUUGUAAAAAUCUUUUAGUUUGAAUCGAAAGUAUUGAUAUUUCAUGAUAUAUAAUUCAGUGCGAUAGUCAUUGUUAUAACUUAUUUUAUGCUGGUUUCAACAGAUUUGUCCCAUUACAGACAAGUGAGAGAAAAUGCAAUCUAAUUGUACCAUUUUCCUUUAGUUUAUUUGACACUUAUAGAUUUUGAAAAAUGACAGAAUUUUCCGCCCCCUGAUUUCAUGGAUAAUAUAUUAAUCCAAUGUAAUGUACUGAUGUAUGUUUUACAAUAAUUUUUUUUGUUUACGAAUCAUUAAAAAUAGUAAUUUUCUGAAUAUUUCAAAGCUGGAAUCUUUAGGCAUGAAUAAUUUAAAAGUAAAACUAGAACUUAAAUGAUAAACGUGUUGCAAAUUGAUAAAACGAGUGUGGAAAAAAUUAAAAUGAUACUUAAUAUCGUGUUCAUUACAAGAUAAUUCAACAGCUUUGUGAACAUUUUACCAAGGUAAAUGAUCUCAUUUUUCUCAAGUUGUCAUACUAGUAUAUGUUCUCCAAAUUAAGGUUGUAUGGUGCCACUUGAAACGUGCAUAAUACAAGUAUCUGUAGCAUUAAGCAUAUAAAUUGGCGAUCUUUUAUUGCGAAUAAAAAUUGUAUCGACACAAAGAAAUCCGAAUCUCCUUCAGUGCACUGACGAAAUUUUGUUUCCAUGAUGUAAGGAAUUGUCUUUUUUGGUUCUAGGUAACCUCAUAGUUGACUUUUAUUGUAAUAUUUUUUAAAUAACAAAUAAUAAACUGUAUUGUAAACUAGGAAAUCUUGUGUUACGUGUAAUUGUUAGCGCAUUUUAACGUAACAUAACAGAAUUGAAUUGUAAAAACACCAAGUACAGCUUAAGGUUUUUAGCUCACCUGAGCGAAAAGCUCAAGUGAGCUUUUCUGAUCACCCGUUGUCUGUCAGUCCGUCCGUCUGUAAACUUUUUACAUUUUGAACUUCUCUAAAACCCCAUGGCUAAAUUCAACAAAAUUUGGCAUAAAGCAUCCUUAUAUGAAGGUGAAUAUUAAUUGCUAAAAUAAUACGCCAGACUGUAUUUAAAGCGGAGAAAACCUCGAGACUUUACUAAAAAAAAAUGCAAGUUCUCGAGAACUACUGAGUUAAUCUUAACAUAAUUUAGCAUAAAUCAUCCUUAUGGAAAGGAAACUAUAAAUUGCAAAAAUCAAGAGCUAAUUAUGUUCCAAAUUUGAGCUAUAAUUACGAAAAUACUAAUAAAGCGUUCGUUAUUCCAUAUUGCGUAGACUGGCAAUUUUGUACGAUAGAGACAGCACCGUAUCUCGGAAACGAGGUUCUUUGAUUGAAGCAGCCAUUUUGGACGUAUGUUGUCAAUUUUACGAAGAUCAAUAUGGUUGUUGUGUAAGUGUUCACGUGCGAAUAUUAUCUAUGAAACAUGGAGGAUUUAUUGGUGACGAUUAUGAAUUCAAUUGAGGUUAAAUAUUUCAACGCGUUGUCAUUUUCACUUGGAGCCGUGAUUUAGCCACUGGAGUCGGCGACUUUAACAAUUUGUUGUAAAUAAUUGAGAAACAGGCAAAAUUCUACCAGUGAGCUUCGCGAGCAUAGCAAUAGGAUGGCAACGAAUUUUUUUUUGUAGAUUUUCUUUAUUUCGCUAUACAACCGACAUUAAACACCAUAUCAUGUUAAAACGCAUGAGAAAAGAACCAAUUGAAUGUUAACUAGUCCAGUGAGUUUGACGUCACACGAAAUUGUUAAUGGCCGCUGUUUAAGAUCGAGAUUAGCAGAAAUGGAAAUAAAAUGACUGAGGGAUAAUUUUAGGGAAAUAAAUGCAAGGAAUUGAUAAAAUAACACCAAGGAGUUGAUGUCUGGUGUUUAAUGUCAGUUGAAUAGCGAAAUAAAGAAAAUCUAGAAAACUCGUUGCCAUCCUGUCACUUCGCUCGCUACGCUCGCGAUGUUCACUGGUAGGAUUUUACCUGUUUCUCAUUUAUUUACAACAAAUUAAUAAAAUCGCAGACUCCUGUGAUAUAGCUUGUUUUGAUUUUCGUUUCAUUUUGCUGGGGGACGAUAGCCUGUAUUCAGUAUUCUGGUAUUUGGAAUUUUUACGCAAGAAAUCAAACAUGGAACAUACUUCGUAAAUAGGCAGUUGAUUGUUUACCUGCGAAAAUGAUCAAAUCAGACGCAUUAACAACGUCAUUCAAUUGGUAAUUCGGUAUGAUCUCUGAGCAAUCGUUGGGUCGCAAUGGUGAUUAAUUCAAUGAGUUUCGAUAAAAUGCCUAGCACUUUCUCGAGUCUAUUCAUUUUAAAAAGACAUUAUUUUCGUUGAGGGAGAUAAGUAGGUACAUGUAUGAUGUGUAUGAUUUUUAAAUUAAAUUGUGCUCUUUCUGAUUAAGCGCAUUUUCCCCUCUGUUUAUAUUGUUUAUUAGUUUUUGAGUGUCAACAAGGACCGAACAAGAGGGCGAGUUGGUUGAAAUAAUCGAUUUUUGAUUGGUAACUUAACCGGAAUUUCCUCCGAAAAAAGAAUUUGAAAUAGCCAUGUAUUAGAAGUUCAUAAUCAUGUAAAAUAACUCUUAAGGCAAUAAAACGAUGUUUAUGUAAUUGAAAAGACGUUUUCACAGCCUCAGUUAAACCCUGUUGUGAUUAAUCAACCGCGACUGUCUUAUCUUUACUGACUUUAUCAAUAGAGGUUAUAAAUACGGGUGAUGCUAACACAUACCGUGCAUUGAAAAUUACAACCGAUAUUUAUUACAUUUCGUGUUGAUAUUACAAUUAGUUAGUAAUAUAUGAUGAGUUAAUAACUCUGCCAAAUUAAUGCUAAACCGUUUGUUUACAGUUUCCUGUCAUUUGAUGAAUUGUAUAAAAUCUGCAACAAUUUUGGUAGUUUUCAAACGAGUAAAUAAAAACAACGUCUUUUAAACUGUUCUUACACAAUUAUAAUUAUGAAGAUAUUUGCAUUAUCAUUAUGUUUAAGAAAAUAUUGCAGCAGAAAAUCACCUUGGUUUGUAGCCAUUUGUUGUUUUUGAGGAAAAUGAAAAUAAUUGAUGGGCCUUUGCACAAAAGUGAUACUUGUAUGCCUGAAAAUGCAUUGAAUAUAUAUAUAUAUAUAUAUAUAUAUAUAUAUAUAUAUAUAUAUAUAUAUAUAUAUAUAGCUUAAUUUUAACAUAUCACGUGAAAACAUUUUCCAGUCGAAUGUUUUCAUCGAUCAAGUGAGUAAGGUUAUAAAACGUCAUACAAGUUUACACCAGGUAAACAUUAAUCUAAGGGAAGACCAAUUAAGUUUUUUACUGUAGCCUUAGCGACUUCUGCCACAGAAUGCAAACACUGCAUACUGGCUUCCAGACUAUCUGGCGAUCCUCUGUCUGUCAAUCUUUGUUAACUUUCGCAUAUGAGAUAAGAGCUGGCUAUGAAAUGAAAUGUUUCUCUUUGGCAUAUUCAUAGAGCUUGGCAUCUUAAAUAAACACACAAAAAAUAUUCACUUAGAUGUGGAAAAUAAAAAUUACACCAAUUUAAUUUCGAUUUUUUUCUCAUAAAUACCAAUACACCACACAAAAAAUAUUGCAGAUAAAUGGUAACAACCUUUUCCAGUAUUUUCAGCAUUUAAACAAGAUCCUUGUUGGCAUCCUUUAAUUGUGUAGAUUCAUCAUUAUGAUUACACACGAUAAGGUAGGCCCACAGUGGAUGCUGAUUUUCAAACUGAUAAACGUUUUAGAAAAUGUAUGAAAUUUUUUAUCUUUAAAGAGCUAAAUAAAUACUGUUCACAUAUGCAAAAAGAUUGCUGAAAAUAAUAUACCGGUGUUAUAUAUAUAAUUUAUAUAUUGCACUAUAUUUUCACCCCCACCCCUUUAUAAAAUAUUGAGUUUUACAUCAGAAAGUUAUGGUACUUAACUUUGCUAAAUUAUAUUAAAUUUUACUGUUGUUAUUUAUUUAAAUUGUUCUAAGUCAGAGUAGUUCGCUAUUGUUGCUCAUGUGAGCGAUGUGGCCCAUGGGUCUCUUGUUUUUUGAAUUCAAAAUAGAUAUUCAACAGAUAUUACAAGUAAAUGUGACCUUUCUUAUACCAGGUGUUACAUUGAAACCAUUAAAAUAGAAUAUUAAAGUUUGUUAUCGAUAUUGAUAACAAUAUCGAAUUUGAUGCAAGAACAAAGUUAAUCAGUUAAUCCGUUUGUUCUGAACAUAUGACAAUUUCAAUUGUUUAUGUCAUUAGCCAUUUUCAGUGCUUUAUUUUAUGUAGUUUAAUUUGAUUUUGUUGUAUUGUAUUCUUAUAUGAUAACUAUAUAAUAAAUUUUGUGUGCUUGUG